Messenger RNA from Corylus avellana, 1112 nucleotides. Lineage: Eukaryota; Viridiplantae; Streptophyta; Magnoliopsida; Fagales; Betulaceae. The record is from RefSeq and is a predicted model, not a curated record.
AUUGGGGGUCUUCAACCAAGUAACAAACAUUGUAUCGGGAAGUGACUACCCUACUUCCAACUUAUUCCUCCCUCAAGUGUGGAGGAUGAAAGACAUCUUGAGUUCAAAGUGUAGAGAUCCGAAUGAGUACAUUCAAUCAAUGGCACGUAAAAUGAAUGUGAAGUUUGAGAAGUAUUGGGGAGAGGUUAAUUUACUAAUGGGAGUUGCUGCUGUGUUGGACCCAAGGUAUAAGAUGACUUUGAUACGAUUUUGUUACCCUAAAAUCUACGGAGAUGAGAAUGCUAAAACAAAUAUCGAUCGUCUCAGUUCAGUUUUGAAUGAGUUGUAUAAUGACUAUGUUAUAGAAUAUAACUCAAGUGUUAUGGAACAAAAUUCACAAUGCAAUGCUCCAGAGAGCUCUUCAAGUAUUGGUUCGGUUAGUGCAGCCAAUGUCCAAAGUGGUGUGGAUUUGUAUGACUCAUUUGUCCGAAGUGCUGAAACAUUGCAGCAGCCUAUUAAAACAGAAUUGCAAAUAUAUUUGGAGGAAAAUGUACUCAUUUGUGAAAAGGGUGUGGAGUUUAAUGCAUUAGGUUGGUGGAAAGCAAAUGCACUUAAGUAUCGCAUUCUAUCUAUUUUGGCCAAGGAUGUAUUGUCAACUCCAAUUACCACUGUGAGUUCAGAGUCCACAUUUAGUGCUGGUGGAAGGAUAAUUGAUCCUUACAGAGCUUCAUUAUCUCCAGAAACUGUGCAAAUGUUGGUAUGUGGGGCAGAUUGGGUCAGGGCAUUACAUGGGCUAAAAAGGACGAGUGAUGUGGAAGAUGACAUUGAGGAGAUUACCUUACCAAUGAUACCCUAACUCUUUACUUUUGUUACUAUCAGACAAAUUGUUAAUUAAGUUUUAAAAUUAUUUUCAAUUUGUAAUAUAAAUGCACUGCUGCCACUAUGUAUUUGGUUGGGGAAUUUUGAUGGACAAUAUGAUUUUGUUGGAGUCUUGAAGAUCUUUUUUGUGAGGUGGAAGGCUGGAUACUAAAAUGGAGAUUGACAAAUUGUCUUACGACUCUUACCAACCUUACUUUUGUAACUUUACAUUUGUAUUAAGUUUUAAAGAUGAUAAUAUUAUUGCAUAUUUGAUG